Molecule: messenger RNA, 1333 nt
Organism: Cylicocyclus nassatus
Lineage: Eukaryota; Metazoa; Nematoda; Chromadorea; Rhabditida; Strongylidae
Source: the annotation of a GenBank genome assembly
ACAGAGGGUAGUACUGCAGCAAAACUAGGUUGGGAUCAUCUGACCAGUCCCAGAAUGGCUGCGCUCUUUCAUAUGGAUCGCGUGCUUUACCAAUGUGGUUGCGAUGACUGGUGGCCUCUAUGCAAUCUAUACUUCUGCCGCCACUGCUCUGCUCUCAGGUGUAUUUCCUGCAGUCUAAAUGAAAUCGAUUCUACUUUCUGCCCUAAUUGUUUGGAAAACAUACCUGCCGGAGAAGCUCGAGUGAAAAGGAACCGAUGCGUCAAUUGCAAUCAAUGUCCAGUUUGCUCAAUGGUCCUCACCACAAGAGCCGUUGGAGAAACAUGUCAUCUAAUGUGUUCCACAUGUAGAUGGUCAACACGAGACUCUGAUACACCAGAUCAACCAUCCAGCAUCAAUUGGCCUGUCCAUGAAACCACUCUGGAUAGCGAGUUAAGUGAGGCUUUGGAGAGAAUGCGUGUUCUCGCAGCUGCAGAGAAGGCUCAGAGAGAUCAAGUAAAACUGAACAAAAGGCGUUCGCAUAACGUGGGCAGUCUCUUGACAGACCGAUAUGGUUUACAAGCGAUCUAUCAGAAACGUAAGAAAACAUUUGAGAAACCUGUAUCUCAUACUCCCUUACAUCCUCCUACAGAAGAGGUUCCGGAACUGAAUUUGGAUGAUUAUCUUGAAGAAGCUGCUGAAGUGAUCCCUCCCUCUCUGGAGUCUCGCCUGCGACAACCUCUCGCAUGUAGUCGCCCCCUUCGUCCUGUCAGAAUGCCUCUGAAGGCCAGGAGAGCUGUCAGAUGUAAACAUUGCGAUCACAAUCUUGUUAAACUUGAAUAUGGCACUUCCACUAUCCGUUACAAAAUUCAGUACUUUGCGCGUAAUUUCGUCCCAGAGAUCAGAUUGUCAAGGGAAGUGCAGUUGGGCGAGGGCGAGACUGGAUCGGUUUUCUUAACAGUGGCAAACGAAAGCAACUCCAAGGCAGACGUUAUCUUAAUGGCCGACAACCAAGAUGAUACAGUCGAAUGCCUCACCCCUGUCGUUGAAAUUAGUCUUCCAUCAGCGGACGAAACUGCAGACAUCUAUGACAUUGAUAGCGACAAACGCAGCUUUGAUUCAGCUGGUGCAAUAGUAUUUCGUAGAAGACAUCGUGCCGGAAUCCGAGUGGAGGUCAAGAAUAAUGAUGCCAAACCAAAGAAAUAUCUAUCUCUGCUAGUCAAAUAUAGGAACGAGCAAUGUUCCAUGAAUGUUAAUGUUGAGCCUGAGUGGAGACUGGCUCGUGUAAGAGUCGCACUCAUGCAUGCUUGAAUUGUUUCAUAUACUCGCUAAUAAAGGCCUUGCUUUCUCGCUCCUG